CUCGCAAGACUCGUAGCAACCAACCACCAUCACCCUCGCACUAAUAUGGGAAAAUCGUCCAAAGACAAGCGCGACGCCUACUAUCGGCUAGCAAAGGAGCAGGGAUGGCGUGCACGAAGCGCAUUCAAGCUACUACAACUCGAUGAGGAGUUCAACCUCUUUGAGAAUGUCACGCGGGUCGUCGAUCUCUGCGCGGCUCCUGGCAGCUGGUCUCAAGUACUCUCACGGGUGCUCAUAAAGGGCGAGAAAUUCGGGCGUAGUGCUUGGCAGGACCGGGAAGCCAAGCUCCGUCAACACAUGCUCAACAUUGUUCCCUCGGAUGAGGCUCCUGGCCAGGAGAAGAAGCCCGGCUCAGGGGAUGAUGCUUCGCCGAAGGAGCAACCCCAGCCUCGGCAGGACGUCAAGAUUGUGUCCAUCGAUCUGCAACCCAUCAGCCCGCUUCCGGGGAUCAUCACGCUCCGCGCAGACAUCACCCACCCGGCCACCGUCCCGCUUCUCCUGAAGGCCCUGGACCCCGACUAUGACCCCAACAGCAUGGACCCGCAGGCGUCGCAGCCCGUCGAUCUUGUCAUCAGCGACGGCGCCCCCGACGUGACCGGCCUGCACGACCUCGACAUCUAUGUCCAGUCGCAGCUGUUGUUUGCAGCCCUCAACCUGGCCCUGUGCGUGCUCAAGCCCGGCGGCAAGUUUGUCGCCAAGAUCUUCCGCGGCCGCAACGUGGACCUGCUCUAUGCGCAGCUCAAGAUCUUUUUCGAGAAGGUCUACGUGGCCAAGCCGCGGUCGUCCCGGGCGAGCAGCGUGGAGGCCUUCAUCGUCUGCAUCAACUUCCGACCGCCAAAGGGGUUCAAAGCCAGCCUGGCGGAGCCGCUCGGCGUCGGCAGCCGGCUGCCGGAGAUGCUGGCAGCCAGAAACGCAUCGGCACCCACCACGGCUCCUGUCCUCAUGCAAAACCACGACACGGGUGCCUGGGACACCAGACCUGUGCGGACAACACGGACGACAGACGAAGACGGAAUCUGCGAGGUCGAGGUCGACGAUCUCUGCCCUGAGCCGCGUGACAAGGACACCCGGUGGAUCGCUCCCUUCGUCGCGUGCGGCGAUCUCUCCGCCUUCGACUCGGACGCCUCCUACAAACUACCCGAUGACCACGUCUCUCUCGAUCCGGUCCAGCCGCCUACCGCACCGCCAUACAAACGGGCAAUUGAGCUGAGGAGAGCCAACGGCGGCGCGUACGGGAAACCACCGGGCAAAUAAUUUCUAUCCAAAUGAACAAGGCCCGCAAUAGAAUGGACCAAAUAGACAUCACCGAAAGAGAGAGAG
Messenger RNA from Thermothelomyces thermophilus ATCC 42464, 1320 nucleotides. RefSeq lists its product as uncharacterized. The record is from RefSeq and is a predicted model, not a curated record. Lineage: Eukaryota; Fungi; Ascomycota; Sordariomycetes; Sordariales; Chaetomiaceae. Gene Ontology annotation, biological process: tRNA methylation; cytoplasmic translation. The transcript has 2 exons. The coding region runs from base 46 to 1254 and encodes 402 amino acids. Gene Ontology annotation, molecular function: tRNA methyltransferase activity. Gene Ontology annotation, cellular component: cytoplasm.